GUACCCCGACGAGAUCACACGACGAACCCGGACCUGACAGGCUAAACAAAUUCGAUAACCGAUAUGGGGAACUACGACCAAGGAUGAGACUAUAACCUCGCCAGUUUCCCAGAGAGUGUAGUGAAAUGGAGGAUUUGCUUUUUGCUGAAGUGGUGCUCGUGGUGUUGAUGCUUGUCCUCAAGAAUCAUGCACUUAAUCCAGGAUGCGAGUGUCUAGUGUACAGUGCAACCUAUGGAAAAGAGUACGGAAGGUUCAGCAGCCCGGAUUAUCCGAAACCGUACCCGGACGACAUCGAUUGCCUCCUCUACACUUUUAUUGCCGGCUCGACGGAAAUCGUCGAGAUAAACUUCAAGCAUUUCGACCUCAACCCGUCGACAGCAGACUGUUUGGAAGGAGAUUAUAUUCAAGCGUAUAUGGAACUAGAAAGCGCACAUCUCACAGAUUUGGACACGCCUACUGGUCUUCUAUGUUCAUCUCUGCCGACCUUGCCUCACCUUUUGUACAGCUCUGGCCCAUUUCUAGUCCUCGAACUUCACACAACUAGGCGUCCCAAAAGCGCCAAUUAUUCCGGUUUCGUCGGCACUUUCAGAUUCCUGGAUACCAGCAAAUACAUCAUGGAUGGCGGAAGCUUCGGAGGCUGUGAUUACCAAAUCCCCGAGAGAGGCAGUUCUGGAAGGCUGUAUUCUCCUAGGUAUCCCUCAAGUUAUCCUAGGAACAGCAGGUGUACUUAUACAAUAUCCGCCAGAGAUGGCGGGAGAGUGCGCCUUGUCUUUGAAGAGUUUGACCUUCAAAGAGGUGACGACAGUUGUCUGACGAGAGAAGAUGUCGUACGGGUGCACGACGGUCCAGGACCGCUAUCGCCGGUCAUAACGAUUCUUUGUAACCAGGGAUCAAACACCGAGAUUAUAUCGACAACAGAAACUCUAUUCAUCGAGUUUACUGCGUCAUCAAAUUGGCCUGGACAUGGUUUCUAUGCCAAUUAUUUUUUCAUAGCGAGUUCAGAAAAUGGAGUUGAACCUGAAUCAUCUCCUCAAUUAGGGCCUUCUGUCAGCGCCACAAGAUCAAGUUGCGACGUUAAGUUGAGCAGCGAUUUUUCGACGAACGGCAGCAUCACGUCUCCCGGUUACCCAGGUCCUUAUCCGCCAAAAACAACCUGCCAAUACGAAUUUUCCGCAUCGGGCCGGCAGCGCAUCCAACUCGUCUUCACGGAGUUUUCUUUAUUUAUGAUAAACGAAUUUACAAAAGACUGCGAAAGCGUCGAUUCGAUCGUCGUGUACGACUUCUUCGAUGGGAGGCUUGAGAAAUCGGAAGUCUUCUGUGGUGACGAAGUCCCGAGGCCGAUCAUGUCCAACGGGCCCAGGCUUAUGGUUCAUUUCCUCGGCAGGUUUUCUUCCAUGCACGCCAUCGGCUUCAAGGCGAAAUACCGUUUUACCAGCAGUUUCGGCAUCUCCGGAGGGAAGCAAGUGGAGGACUAUCCAUGCGCAUUCCGUUACCGCUCCACUUUGAGCCUUUCCGGACGAUUUACAAGUCCGAACUUUCCCGGCUUCUACCCCAGGGAUAUUGAAUGUCAUUACUUCUUCCACGGAUCGCCCAAUCAGCGAGUCCGCAUAUCUUUCCACUAUUUCGAUAUAGAAGGAAUCGUACCGUGCGAUCUCACCUCUGCGAGUGACUACGUCGAGUUUUCCAAUUUUAUGGGUCGAGACGACAAGCAUGGCCGAUACUGUGGCCAGAUUAAGUCUGGUUUUACGAUAGAUUCGGAUAGGAAAUUCUUCAGAGUCACCUUUAGGUCCAACGACCGUCUCGACGGUACAGGGUUUAACGCCAGCUAUCAGUUCCUUGAACAGCCCUUAUCGCCGACUGCAGCAAAACCGACGAAUGCCUCCCCACACAGCUCUGCAGAAUGUAAACUAUUGUUGGCCCUUUCCAUUUUGAUGUUCUUCAGUUGAUACGAGAUUUAACGUAAAUUUAAAUAUUUAAUUACAGCAAUAAUUGUGUCAACAUAUCCUAAAUA
Molecule: messenger RNA, 2011 nt
Organism: Cimex lectularius (bed bug)
Lineage: Eukaryota; Metazoa; Arthropoda; Insecta; Hemiptera; Cimicidae
Product: suppressor of lurcher protein 1-like
Exons: 14
Coding region: 126-1946 (606 amino acids)
Cellular component (GO): plasma membrane
Source: RefSeq, a predicted model, not a curated record